UGUGGGGACAGGUGCUGAACGUGUGAUUCCAGAGGAGCAUCCAAUCACAUCCCUUUCGUUAUCAGGGGAUGGUAAAUUCUUCAUAGUAAACCUUAAUAGUCAAGAGAUCCAUAUGUGGGAUGUUGCAGGCGAGUGGCUUAGUCCCAUGAAAUAUAAAGGCCACAGACAACAUAAGUACGUGAUACGCUCCUGUUUCGGAGGAUUGGAUAGCACUUUCAUUGCCAGUGGUAGUGAAGAUUCAAAGGUGUAUAUAUGGAAUCGUCGAGGUUCAAAGCCUAUUGAGAUCUUGUGUGGCCAUACAAUGACUGUGAACUGUGUGAGCUGGAAUCCUAAAAGGCCUCAUAUGUUAGCUUCAGCGAGUGAUGAUCAAACUAUUCGCAUAUGGGGGCCUAACGUUCAAAGUAGAUAGUAAUGAGUAAGCUGUUGUAUGUAAAUGGGAAUUUUUCUCAGUUAAGAUUUUCGUUUGCCAUGUAAAUCUGAUAGUUUUCCGCUCGAUAUUUUUCCAAAUUUUGGCGUGUCGAUCCCCUGUAAAUUGCCACUGUUGAUUUUUUCCCGAUCCCUUCCACAGGGUAGGUAGUGAGAAGAAUUUUGACUCCUUGUAUUUGUACAAGGGCAGGGUUGAUUUCCCACCCUGCUCCAUUUUGGAUGCUAAUAAGUUUCACUUUUAUAAUGAAGAGUAUGAAGACGUUGCUUAGCCUAUGAAA
Nicotiana tabacum (common tobacco) is the source of this 704-nucleotide messenger RNA. Lineage: Eukaryota; Viridiplantae; Streptophyta; Magnoliopsida; Solanales; Solanaceae. The record is from RefSeq and is a predicted model, not a curated record.